Molecule: messenger RNA, 1827 nt
Organism: Fusarium venenatum
Lineage: Eukaryota; Fungi; Ascomycota; Sordariomycetes; Hypocreales; Nectriaceae
Source: RefSeq, a predicted model, not a curated record
AUGGAAAGUGAACCGAGAGCGCCGCCUGCGUUGGCUCUGCCGCCCGCUCCAAUGCCCGCAUGGGAGGUCUUGCAGAAUCUUCAGCAGCUCCGACAGGUCCGGUGUCCCCGCGUCCAAUUGAAUCAAGAUGAGGGACAAGAAAGUGAUCAUGAUAUGACCGACGAGGGUUUUGAUGACCACGACGACUCGGACAUGGAUUCAGCUCUUGGAUCUAACUUGGCAGAUUCGACUUACUCCUUGAGCUCAAGCAUUUUCGACUACCGAACCCUGCAUGGCCGAACAUAUCAUUCAGAUAGAGGCACUGCCCAGUACUGGGCUUCGAAUGAUGAUCAAGCAAGCGAGUCGCUGGAUCUUGCACACCACUUCACUCUCCUUCUACUAGAGGACAAACUUCAUUUGGCUCCUUUAGACUCCCAUAUAUCAGUCGGUUACUCAGAUUCUGAUGUGAAGUUUAUGUGGCUUACUAAUGUUCUUGGCAGAGGGUUCUUGACAUUGGAACAGGAACUGGUAAGUCGUCCAAUCAUAAACUCAAAUUCCGGUACUGACCUGAGCAUAGCUAUUUGGGCAAUCGACUUUGCGGACGAGCACCCUGGAGUUGAAGUAGUCGGUACCGAGAUUAGUCCCAUUCAACCAACCUGGAUGCCCCCGAAUCUGCGACUUGAAAUUGAAGAUGCCAAUGACUCUUGGACCUUCAACCCUGAUUCAUUUGACUUUGUUCACAUGCGUUUCAUGCUGGGAAGCAUCACCGACUGGACUGCUACUUUCAGCGAAGCCUAUACCGCAUGUGUUCCAGGCGGCUGGGUCGAGAGCUACGAAGUUUCUUCAACUAUGGAGUCUGACGACAAUUCAAUCCCUGAUGGAAGUGCAAUGCAGCGCUGGGGUGAAGUCUUUGAAGAAGGUGGUCAACGAGCUGGAAGGAGUUUCUCCAUGAUUCAAGAGGAUGUCCAGAGGAAGUCGAUGGAGGAGGCAGGAUUCGUGAACAUUCAUGUGGUUGAUCUCAAGGCACCGUUUGGGGGCUGGCAUACAGAGGAGCGUCUCAAGCAAGUCGGAAUCUAUAUGCAAGCAGCUCUGGAGAGAGACUACGAGGGAUAUCUCUUGUUUCUAGCUUGCGAGCUCCUAGGAUGGACCGAGGACCGGGUCAGGGAUCUUUGUACCCAACUUCGACUUACUAUAGCUUACAAGAGCCACCUCAGUCAGAUGCCUCCACUACUGCCAAAGCCAGUAACAUCUUGCCACAAACCUCAGUGUAGUAGAUCUUGGACCGGUUUCGAUCUGUAUUGCGAGUUUGAUCAGCAGACCGCAGUAAGCUCCAACACUCCAGAUCUGAUCAGCAUCAAUGGUCAGCUCAUAGAGAAGGUCCACCAAAUCGGGCUCCAGCUCUAUGACUUUGAGGUCUUCACUUUAGACCCGGACAUGGUACGAGAGAUCGCUAAGCGAAGCGACAACGACAUUCGUAGUGUGUUUAUCGCCCACGAUAAGAGGAUCCUCAGUAUUAUCCACCGAGAGCUUCAUGAUCUUGUCCAUAAGCACAAGAUAAUAAGCCAGGACCAAAGAAGGAUCUUGGCAGAGUGCAUUAUCCCCACUAUCGUCCCCGGAUCUCCAGAGUUACAGACUGUCAUCGAAAAUGCAAGCCAAGAUCCGUCUAUCAAGGAUCAGUUUAUCAUAAAACCUUUUAGGCUGGCUCGUGGAUUGGGUAUUCGACUUGGGAAGGACAUUUCUGCCAAGGAGUGGCAGUCGAUAUUGCAGUUGAUGAAGAAAGCAGAAAUUGAUUCGUCUAUGACUCAGUAUCUACUUCAGCCUCUGCUGCCUUUGCAGACAGUAGAAUAG